CAUACAGCCAAACACAUGACUUGUGUCAACUUUUUUCCUCGCUCACAUAAUUUUAUAAACAAAUAUUUAUUACGAAAUGGAUUAAAUUCUACAAAAAUUGUUAAAAGCUGAUUUUUUUUUGACAUCAUCAUGACUCGACAAGUGAAAAAUUCGACUUAAGGUAAAAUUCUCUUCAAAUUUGACAAAAAUGCGACGCUUGAUAAACUUUUUCUUCGGCAAACGCGCUGUUCAAGCACUUCAAAAGGCAAAAGAGACGCCGCCGAAGAAGCAAACUCUGUGGAAUCGCAUAAUGACGAAACAUUUGUUGCUUUUUAACACUGUCAGUUCGGGCGGAUUGAUGCUUUUUGGCGAUGUAGCAGCGCAAACGAUCGAACAAAGGCUCGGCGAGAAGACAGACGGCUAUGAUUUGGCUCGCAUUGCACGAAUGACGAUCGUUGGGACGUUUCAAGGCCCGAUGCAUCACUAUUUUUACGGAUGGGUCGACAAAAUUAUGCCGAAAAAUGACGGAAAAGAGGUUUUCAAGAAAAUUAUGUUGGAUCAAUUUGUUGCAUCGCCUCUUUUUAUUGUCUCAUAUUUCUAUCCGGCAUCGCUGAUGGAGGGAAUGACGAUGAACGAGGCUCACGAAGACUUUCAAUCCAAGUUUUGGACCGUUUACAAAGCUGAUUGGUUAAUUUGGCCCCCAUGUCAAUUCAUAAAUUUUUAUUUCUUGCCGCUGCAGUAUCGCGUUCUUUAUAUUAAUGCCAUCACGACUUUGUACAACGUCUUUUUGUGUUACGUGAAGCACCAACAGCACAAAAAAUCCGACAAAUCUAGCUAA
Molecule: messenger RNA, 817 nt
Organism: Culicoides brevitarsis
Lineage: Eukaryota; Metazoa; Arthropoda; Insecta; Diptera; Ceratopogonidae
Product: mpv17-like protein 2
Exons: 3
Coding region: 188-817 (209 amino acids)
Biological process (GO): cellular response to reactive oxygen species; mitochondrial ribosome assembly
Cellular component (GO): membrane; mitochondrion; cytoplasm
Source: RefSeq, a predicted model, not a curated record